Molecule: messenger RNA, 1001 nt
Organism: Esox lucius (northern pike)
Lineage: Eukaryota; Metazoa; Chordata; Actinopteri; Esociformes; Esocidae
Gene: gadd45gip1
Product: growth arrest and DNA-damage-inducible, gamma interacting protein 1
Exons: 2
Coding region: 207-902 (231 amino acids)
Cellular component (GO): nucleus
Source: RefSeq, a predicted model, not a curated record
ACAUAUUAUGUUAAUGCUAUUUAAAUUGUUUUCACAACAAUUGUUGUAGUCUAAGUGUACAGAUUGCUUGUCUACAGUAUAGCUAUUAGUAAUCCUCUGGACUACCAAUUUCCAGACAUCACGCAUAUUGUGACAAUAGACAGGCUCUCAUGUAGUCAGCUAUGAGCAACAGAAUAUGACGCAGCGAGGGUCCUAACAGGAAAAAAAUGGCGGCCUACAUGCUGUGCAGAAGGACAGCAAUGUUUUGCUGGGCUAUUCGAGGGCUUUCUUCCAUAAAGUCGUAUAUUCCUGUAAGCGCACAAUGUGGGCUUUUACAGCAGAUAGCACACUAUAAUCCUAAACCACUAAAAUUAAAUCUGAAAAAUCCGUACAUACCAGAUAAGGACAGCGAGAAUACUCCGGAAUGGCAGAAGACCGCAAAGUAUGACCGCAAGCUAUUUGGGCGUUAUGGCUUUUCAUCAGGGGUCAACCCGGCCGAACUGUGGCCUAGUCAUGCCCAGCUCGAAGAGAUGAUAGCAGAAGAGAGGGAAUGGAACCCUCCGCUCGAGGUGUUGUUGAAGAAUGUAGAGGCUAAAGAGAUGGAAGCCAAUGCGAAACGUCUUGGGAGAGAGAAACUGAUUGCAGGAAAUAUGGCCAAGAUGCCCAAGAUGGUGGCUGACUGGAGGAGAGAAAAACGGGAAGCGAAACUGAAGUUGAAAGAAGAGAAGGCCCGGCGUGAUCGGCUGUUGGCUGAAGCCAGAGAGCGCUUUGGCUACGCUUUGGACCCCCGAAGCCCCAAGUUCCUGGAGAUGGUUAGUGAUAUUGAGAAGGAAGAGAAAAAGAAAAAGAAGCUGCUGAAACGUAGACUGAAAGAAGAGAGCUUUUCCCCUCCUGCUGCCUCUCCUGCUUCGUCCUCGUCAUAAGACACAUUGUCUGACUUUGUAAAUAGGACUUUUGUACAUUUUCUUUUUUUUUUUUUUGCUGUAAUAAAUAAACCCCAUUUUACAUAGAUGUAACACCUC